CGCCAAAAGAUGCAAGCACUUCAGCUCAACCCGUUCGUCGAAAACGCUACCGCAAAGCAGGGAGUGCUGCCUGUGCAAUGAGGCGUUAUGGUGGGCCGAGAGUCGGCCUAGCCUAAUUCAAUCUUUGCUGCUGCGGGGAAUCCAAAUUCCCGGCUCCUCGACAGCGCCCGAAGCGACUUUGUCGCACGCACCAACAGCUGUCCACGCCAAGAACUGAACCUGAGGAGCGCCACGGCGCCGGGACCGACUAGCAACUCGCCUGUAUCUCAUCUUAUACUCAUCAGAGGGCGGGUGAAUAAUGGCAGGCAAAGCCAGGGACAUAAGGACCUUCUUCAGGACCGCCCCGCCGCGGAAGCCCGUCGCCGCACCGUCGCCGUCGCUCCCAGUGCAGCCCAGCUACGAGUCCUCGGCACUAUCCCCCCCGCCAUUGGACCCAACCCCACCUGCCCUCAGCUCCCGCGCCGGCCAAGACGCAUCCUCCACGCCGAGCCCGCCGCCUAGCCGCCCGCGAGAGCAGGCGCCGAGACCGCGCGACGCCGUCAUUCAGGCCUCGGACGACGAGGGCUCGUCGGACGACUCGCUCGAGGACGUCGACGCGAUAUGGCGGCGCGCUAACCCCGAACGGGCUGCCGUCGCGGCGGGAGGGCGCGGCAGCGGCGGCGGCGGCGGCGACGGGCGCAGCAAGGACAAGGACAAGGAUGGCCCCGCGACGCCCAGGGCGGCCAAGCGCACGGCGGUCGCGAGCACGCCGCUGACCAUCCGCGCCAAGCGGCUUCAGCAGGCGCACAAAUACGACAUGUCGGCGCUGCUGCGCCUGAACCAGGCCGACCUGGACGCCGAGGCCAGCGGCCAGAGGGUCGAGGCCCUGCUCUCCGACCGCGGCAGGGUCGGUGGCACCGUGGUUGUGGGCGGGACCGGCCGCCGCCGCGGCGACGGGUCGUCGCCGUUCUCUUCGCCGUCCAACCGCGCCAACAACGCACAUGACGACGACAGCGAGGAGGCCCUGGUUCGGAAUCUGGAAGAGUAUAUCCCAGACAACGACGACGACGAGGCGGGCGGCGGCAACGGUAACGGGGCCGCCACUGGGAAAGCGAAGGGGAAGGCCAAGUUGAAACAGGCCAUCAGGCGGACCGAGGCGACCGACGUGGGCCGCAGGUGUUUCUACUUUUUCGGGCGGGACUCGGACCCUGUCGUCGGCGCCAAGCAGACACGCCCGCUGUUCCCCAAGCACUGCGCGACCGGCCGCUGGCGCCUGCUCAAGGCCGUCGGCACCAGAGACCAGCACUUCCUGGCGGGCCUCCCCGAGCAGCUGGUGAGGCGGGGCGCGCAGCUGCAGCCCCAGCAGCAGCAGCAGCCGCUCCCCGACGAGGUCUUCCUCUGGAUCCUCAGGCAGGUGCCGCUGGAGCAGGACAGGAGGCUCCGGGAGCAGUACAUCCUGACGGCCUCGGCCGCCAUCGGGGCCUCGUCCGAGCUUGGCGAUGACGCCAUAGGCGAUCGCGUCGACCAGGCGCUCCUUUUUGAACUCUUUCAGUCGCUAGGGUGCAAGAGGCAGGGCCUGGGAGACGGCAUCGCAGCCGAACUGCCCUUGGAAGAAGAGGUUGCGGAUUACUACGCCGGCAGGGACUGGUCGAACCUCGUAUCCGUCUUGGAGCUGAUCGCCGCCCUCUGUCGCGCGGGAUGUAGCGGCAAAGUCCACCCGCUCCCAUUGUCCACCGUUACGGCUGCGACCCAGCUGCUUCUUCAGCUUGGCCUUGACACGGUUGUUGUCGAGAACGUUACGGUUGUGGUGGGCUAUCGGGCCGCACUUGAGGCACUUGUUGAGUCCGUCACAGAGGGCGACUGGAAUAGUUUCUGUUACGACGUGGCCAAGUGCUUCCACUCCAACGUCAAACCAUCGCAUCUGCGGUGGCAGGCCAUCGGGUCUAUCGGGCCAGACACGGGCCAGCGAUGGCUCCUGGACCUGAAGAGGAGGCUGGCAGCCGUGUGCUUCUUCGACGACCCGGAGCACGCGAGGCGGGGGCCGGACCGGGCCAUCGGGCUCCAGGCCCUCGUCGACCGCCUGGGGUCCGGCGUCUUCCUGGUCAACCACGAGACCGACUACAGGGAGCUGGCGGGCAUGCUGCGGCUCCUGGACGUCACGCUCGCCGACGGCCUCGACCGCGCCGUCGGGGACCUGGACGCGCGGCUGGACCGGCUGUGCCACCAGGUCGAGCUCAUCUGGCGCAAGAUCUACGCCACGGGCGCGGGCCAGUCCUCGAGGCUGGACUCCAAGACGCUGGCGGCCUGGAUCCGGGACCGCAUCAAGUACACGGUGCGGACGCGGCCGCCACCCAAGACGAGCAUCUACGACGGGGCCUUGCUGCGCGACGACGACGCGGGGGCGGGCCUCAAGCAUCAGGACAUCAGGAAUAUGUUCCAGGCCAAGAUCAUGGCCGCGGCCAGCAAGCGGGACGACAGCACCAUCUAUGUGCGGACUUCCUAAGUUGAAAUCAGGCGAGGGGCAAGAGGAGUCACGAAAGACGCUGUUGUACCAUCCGGCUCCUUUAAAUGGGCUUCACAUGACGUCGAUAUGCAGGAAAGAUAAAUGUGUGCAAAGUGCAUAAUACACAGACUUGUAAAAGGAAAAUAAGAGAGAUACCCACACAUGCCCAAGCUGCUGCGCCCAUGCAAUGGACGUUUGCGGAGCUGGUCGGACCACCACAGUCACAUGCUAAUAGUAGUUGGCCUUUUUUUUGUUUUGUCG
Messenger RNA from Gaeumannomyces tritici R3-111a-1, 2743 nucleotides. RefSeq lists its product as hypothetical. The transcript has 2 exons. The coding region runs from base 299 to 2482 and encodes 727 amino acids. The record is from RefSeq and is a predicted model, not a curated record. Lineage: Eukaryota; Fungi; Ascomycota; Sordariomycetes; Magnaporthales; Magnaporthaceae.